AUGUCUCUUGCCCAAGACGAAGCCGACGCCCUCCUCAACCGCAAGGAACAGCCUGCUGCCCAUCCUGAAGACCUCGCCCACUUCUCCGGCGACGAAGACCAUCACGAUACCGACGACGAACGCAACGAGAAGCGCACCAACCGCAUCCGCGCCGCCGCCGGUUCAGACUCAGACGAAAGCGAUAUCGACUUCUCCAGCACCAUGGUGUCCAAGCCAGCUGCCUACCACAUCCCUUCCACCGUCUUCGACGCCAAUACGGGACCCAAGGGCGUCAUCGCCGAUGCGCAGUCCUACGAGCGCGCGAAGAAGCGCUCCUUCAGACGAACCCUGAUGGGCUCCGGCGCGUUCGACUACAGCCCUUUCUCCAAGGGAUCUGCCCCCAACGCCAGCGAGAAACAGAGCCAGAACAGCAGUAACAGCAACUACAUCCGCCGUGGCUCCAGUGCCGACGGGUCCGGCGAGGAGAGCGACGAGGACGAGCGGUUUAUGCGCCAGUGGAGAGAGGCGCGGAUGAUGGAGCUGCAGAACAAGUCGACUCGACGGGUCAGUCCGAGCAAGAGACGGUAUGGCAAUGUUGAUACCGUCGAUGCGAACGGCUACCUGGAUGCCAUCGAGAAGGUCACUCCGGGCACCGUCGUCGUCGUCUGCAUAUAUGAUCCAGAGUCUACCGAGAGCUCGAUAGUAGAGGACUCUCUCACCUCCCUCGCACGCAAACAAGCGACCACACACUUCGUCAAGCUGCACUAUGAGAUCGCCGAGAUGGACCAUAUCACCGCCCCGGCUCUCAUCGCCUAUCGAAACGGUGAAGUCUUUGCUACCAUCAUCGACGUCCUCAACCAGCUACCUAAUGGUCGUGGCUGCAGCUCAUCCAGCAUAGAAGACUUGCUUAUGCAACACAAGGUCCUCUAG
Arthroderma uncinatum is the source of this 909-nucleotide messenger RNA. Its product is annotated as putative Phosducin. Gene Ontology annotation, biological process: regulation of G protein-coupled receptor signaling pathway. The coding region runs from base 1 to 909 and encodes 302 amino acids. The record is from RefSeq and is a predicted model, not a curated record. The transcript has 3 exons. Lineage: Eukaryota; Fungi; Ascomycota; Eurotiomycetes; Onygenales; Arthrodermataceae.